Molecule: messenger RNA, 35372 nt
Organism: Coregonus sp. 'balchen'
Lineage: Eukaryota; Metazoa; Chordata; Actinopteri; Salmoniformes; Salmonidae
Source: the annotation of a GenBank genome assembly
AUGAGGUCUGCUCACCCCACUAAACCUCACCCGUCCUCCCUCUUCUCCAACCUCCUCUUCCUCCCCUGCCCCUCCCCUAUCAUCACCCCUACUCCUCUCCCCCCUUGUCCCCUCUCCCCCUUCUUACUCUUCUCCCCCUACUCACCCAUCCUCCCCUGUUAGGCCCCGGGGCCCUUUAUGGCUCCAUCAGGCACUGCUGACCUCAUGACCUGCCAUUGAGAGCCGUAUGAGGAGAGCAUCUUUUUCUUCUUCCUCCCAGACUCCUCUCCACUAUGUCUCCGUCACUGGCCCCUCUUCUGUCUCUCGUUGUCUUUCUUUCCUCUGUCUUCCAGUUGUUUCUCAUAAUAAUUGUAAUGUUCAGGGGUGCUUUUGUUAAGUUCAUGUGCUGAUUGGUGAUUCUGUUUGCUGUGCCAUCCUUUCAUUGGUCUAGGAGUCAUGUCCAGAGAGCCAAAGGGCCUUCAGCAGUGGAAAUAAAAUCAUUUCAAAGCAUCCCAACCUUCUCUUCUCCAAAUGUAUAACCCUAACCUUUCCUAACCAUCCUCUCCCCAAUACCCCAGCCUUGAUGGCCCCCAACCUACCCCUGUUUAUAGCUUUCACGCCCCCAGCGUCGCCAAUGCGCUGCAGCCCUCAGCCAUCCCCUCACCAAAACCCCAGCCCUACUGCCCACCCCUCUGUAUCCCCUCACUUCCACCGGUUGUAUCAUGUAAAAGAUUUACACAGAGCUCAGGCGUCUUUAUUAGGGGGUUAGCAGCAUGUUUAGUACAACACAAAAUCUCAUCAACUGCUUCUAUCAUAUUAAAACAUUUACACGUAACUCAGGAGCUGUUACAAUGCUUCUUACUAGCGUGUUAGCAACAUUCAGUGCUAGCUACAUAAAGCUUGGUCCUGGUCCUGGGGAGUUGAGGGGCUAAUUAGAUAUAGGCUGGGUUAAGUAAAUGUUUGACUUCUCCUCUGGGCUGGAGGGACCUGUGGUUAGGAGUGGAGGAAGAGGAGGGAGGGAGGAAGGGAGGGAGGAGGAGAGGAAAUGGAUAAGUGUGUGGACAUUUACAUGAUAAUUAGGAUGAUGAUGUCCCUUUGAAUUCAAUCCAUGACAUGCAUGUAAUCAACAUUCCAAGAUGAGAGUUUCUCAAAGAACAGCCAUAUCACUUAUCCUCAUUGGGAUUUAAAAAACGGUUUACUUAUGUGUACAUAUUCCCAUUGCAUUUAACAGAAAUCCAUAGAUUUGCCAUAGCUGUGUUUUGAGGUUUGUAAUGUACGCUGAGUGUACAAAACAUUAAAAACACCUGCUCUUUCCAUGACAUAGCUAUAAUUCAUAAUUGAUGUCACUUGUUAAAUCCACUUCAAUUUGUAUAGAUGAAGGGGAGGAGACAGGUUAAAGAAGGAUUUUUAAGCCUUGAGACAAUUGAGACAUGGAUUGUGUAUGUGUGCCAUUCAGAGGGAGAAUGGGCAAGACAAAAGAUUUAAGUGCCAUUGGCGUCAUCAUGGGCCAUGCCCCGACGAAUUGAGGCUGUUCUGAGGGGGGGGGGGGGCUGUUCCUAAUAUUUGGUAUACUCAGUGUAUAAUAUAUUUGUUCUAAUGGGAUGUCUUCUGUCAGGUUUCAGAUCCAGAGAGGCACCAGUGAUCCACACAGCUACAAGAGUCUCGCUGACUGCUUUAGAACCAUCUUCCGCAACGAAGGGUAAGUGUACCGCCAGCCAGUAGACAUGUCCACCUUGUUUUAACCUUGAUAGCACACAGUAUAACUAAUCUUCCUGUACUCAGCACAGUUCAGGCAUUCAAUGUAUACCCUCAUGUUUCCCUCUGAAACAGGUGUGUGUUCCUAUGUAAUUUAGUGUGUAGACAAAUAACAUGGCAAAGUGCACCUGGUGGGAGUUUAACUGAAGACAUGGUGACCUCUGUUAGUAUAAAUGAUCGUAAUUGUUUUUCAAUCGUUUUUUUGUCUGUAUUCUGAUUUCCUUGUUCAUUAGCAGGUUAGCGUUUUUCGUCAUGAAUUUUGUUCUGGAGGCAGCUUUGCAGAGUGGUCACUAGCUGGCACAGCCACAAAAUCAUAACAUCUGAUGUUUAAACUAACUUUAACCACACUGCUAACCUUAAUGCCUAACCUUAGAUUAAUUUUAUUUUCAUAAAUGUUUUCAAUCUAGCCAAUGUUGACUUUGCAGCUGGCCAACGGGGAAUCUAAGGGGAAAUCACUCAGCUCUGCCUCCAGGACAAGACUCAUGACAAUAAACACCAACCUGCUGUUCAUUAGGGAAGUUAUCCAACAUUUUGUUCUAUUUCUAACAGAGAGAUAAGUAAAUGCUCUGUAUCAAGUGCCAUUUUGCUACAUUUUCAGUAAGAAGAACUCACUCUGAGUCAAUCUAAAGAGAAAAGAAUACAACAAAUGGGACUUCUUUCUUCCUCCCACGCUCCGCCCCUCUGGGGCUGUACUGUGACUCUGAUAGGCCUGUGAACCAGUGAGACAGUGCAGAGCCAGGUGAAAGUGUGUGCCACUCAGCCUGUUUAUGGACAGACGACAGCUUUAUAGUGGAUAUAAAAUUGAUGUGUGAGCGUGUAUGUGCUGAGCGGCUGGCUGGUGACAGUUGGGGAACUUCUCUGCUGGCUAACAGCCCACAAACCCUGCUACUGUUGCUUUGUGUGUGCGUGUGUGUCAAAUCGAAUCUAAUUGUAUUUGUCACUUGCGCCGAAUACAACAGGUGUAGACCUUACUGUGAAGAAAAUAUUCACUAAAUAAACUACACAAUAAAAUAUCAGUAACGAGGCUAUAUACAGGGGGUACCGGUACAGAGUCAAUGUGCGGGGGUACAGGUUAGUUGAGGUAAUUGAGGCAAUAUGUACAUGAAGGUAGGUUUAAAGUGACUAUGCAUAGAUAAUAAACAGCGAGUCGCAGCAAAAUAGUCUGGGUUUAGUCCCAGGCUGCUUAGCUUAGUGAUGAGCUUUGAGGGCACUAUGGUGUGUGCGCUUGCGCUCGUGUGCAUGCGCGUGUGUGUGUGCAUGCAUUUGAGUAUGUGUACGUGUGUAUGCAUGUGUUAGGUUGUGACUGUGUGAGUGUGGAUUAUGUGGGUGAAUUUCUGGGGAACAUUAAAAAAAACAGAUAAACCAAUUGCCAACUAUGACAAAUUAUAAAAUAUUGUUCUGUCUUGUUAUGUUGUAGGAGUUCAGUCUAACUCCCAUCUUUAGCAGGAGUCUACUAUGAAAGCUUUUCUGGGAAAUGGGAGGGAUGCUGACUUGACUGACAACAUGGUGACCUCAGUAGUUUAAAGCUGGAAUUAGCAUAAGGUGAAACAGCACAUCUGUUAUUGUUUUUGUUUAUGAAACUGAGGAAAGGAGCAGAAAGAAUUGCAGAGUAUAUUACAGUAUUUUUAUUCUCAUCUUCAGCAGUGGUGUAUUACUGAAGUCUCCAGAGACAGCAUGGGUGGCAGGUAUGGGGCACCCUGACAGCGGUGAGUCGAGACAUUUCUGGUUGCGACAACGAAUCUUAUCGCCGUCUGCAACCAAGAAGUAAUCAAGAAUUGCUCUCGCCAACCAAUCCGAGACUGGAUGAGGCGUUGUUGUUGUUAGAGCUUUCUCGAGUCGAACGGUCUCAACGGGACGAGAGAUAGUGGAAGUGGAUGCAGAGUUCGAAUCAAGCAGCGCGUCGAGCAAAGUUGGUGAAGAUAAAUGUCCUGAAUGGACAACAGUAGUGUCGAUUACUGGAACAAAAAGGGAAUAGUUUAAAUUGGAGUGGAGGAUACAUGUAUGAAUGAUAAUAAAUCGCUUUUUGUUAGGAUGUGUUUGUUGAGUAAGGAUGAUGCAUAUGCUGGAGACCUGUUUGAGGUGCCGAAAAUGAUGAAGUAUGUGCUGGGAAAAGUGGAGUCUGUCAGAGUGACCAGGAGUGGACUUAUUUUGAUUAAUUGUAUUUCUGAAGAACAGAGGAAGAUUGCAGUGGGCCUCAAAAGAAUCCGGACAACAGAAGUUUUGUGCUUUGAACUUCGGAGUAGAGCACCCGUCAAAGUAGUCAUCUCAGGGGUUAUAACAGAUGUUCAGGUUGAAUACCUGAAGAGAAUUCCUGGUGUGGUUGGUGUCUGGCGUCUGACCCGCUGGGUGAAUGGAGAAAAAGAAGAAAGUCUGUCGGUCCUGUUGUUUUUUGAUAAAGAGCAAAUACCUACGCAUAUGAAGCUUGGUUAUGUAAGAUACGCCGUAAGAGCUUUCGUCCCCAAACCACUGCAGUGUAAAACAUUUAAAUGAUUUGGCCAUGUUUCAAGUGUGUGCAGAUGGACGGUGUAUACUGAAGAACGGUGUGUAGACAGUGUUGCAAUUGUGGUGGGGAUCAUGAUCCCGAGUUCCUGGAGUGCCCUGUAAGUGUGAAGGAGAUUGAGGUGGCAAAAGUUAAAGCGGUCAAUCGAAUCUCCUAUGCGGAGGCGAUUUAAAAGAGUUGAGAAAACAAGUGAUGCUAGUGAAGAUAUGGUAGUGGAUGCACCACAGCCUGUAGUAAAUGUUUGCUGCCAGUCAAAAUAUACCCUGUGUGUUAAAAAGGUGGAUUUUGUGGCGUUCAUUGCCACAGUUAUAAACUGUACGGCUCAAGUCUAAAAUAAGUCUAAGAAACUGGACAUUAUUGUGGCUGUGGCAGAAAAGAUUUUUGGACUUAAGGAUUUUACAUAUGAAGACUUGCAAGGGGUACUGGCGCCGGAAGAUGGCCCGCCCUCCCUUGAGCCUGUGUAGGGAUCAGAUCUGUUUUAUUUUUUUAACAGAAAAGUUGUUAGAUUUAGUUUGUUCAGUUUUUGGGGGAAUCCUGUUUCCAUCCUGCACAGUAGAUGGCGGAUGUACAUUUAAAUUGUAUGAUCGCCAAGAAGAAGAAGAAGAAGAAGAAGAAGAAGAAGCCGCCGCCUACCAUUAAAAACAAUAGAGAAAAUGCAUCCCAUAACAUUUUAACAGCUGUUCUAUCAUUCCGCCUACAGUAGUAUCCAAUGUGUGGUGUUCAAUGUACAAAAACAUUCCAUGACAAUUUUCAAAAAAACAUACAGGGCUUGACAUUAACCUGUUUAUCCAGUUGUCCUUCAGACAAGGAGGUGACUGAAAAUGUUGUUGUGUUUGAUGCAAGAAACCAUUUUACAAAAUAAAAUGUAUUAUUAUUCCCAUACCAUUAUUACAGAGAACCAGACAAAUUAUGCUACCCUCUGCCUAUUGGCUACUUAGCCUGUCUCAAAAUACAACACUGCCGGACUCGCUUUUCAAAGAUGUCUAGAAAUGUACACGUUUUGUGCUCUUCUAGGAAGCAAUCACUCCCUUAUUGCUGACUACAAUUUAUCUAUAACUGGGCUAAUAAAUCACUAACUAGCAAAUGAUAUGAACAAAAAUGUGCACAUGUGGCUACAUGCAGCUCUUGCUUUGAUCUCAAAACAAGCGCAUCUACUCAGAACCGCUCAUGCUGUAAAUACAAUCCAGUUCAAAGUAAACGGCACAGAUCCAUAUAUGGCAAUGGUCUAUUUGCAUAUUGGCCAACUGCAGCUCUGAUUGUUUAUGCCACACCGGUCUGUGUAGUAUAUGCCUGAGUCAUGCCUGUCAAUGCAAUAGAAUCCUACUCCGAUGUGUUCUGCCUACAACAAAAUCUCUUGCAUAGUUAGUUUUGUUUCGGUAUUUUGCAUUGAAAGUGGCUAAUAUUGUGUUGAUUCGAUCACAAUUGCCACAGUAAAGGGAAACGUUGAUAGUGUUAACAGGGAAAACUCUAGAACAGUGGUCACCAACCUUUUCUGAGUCAAGAUCACGUUCUGAGUCAAAAUGCAAGCCGAGAUCUACCGUUCAAUAUAUUUAUUUUAUUACUUAAAAAAAUGUAAGCCUAUGCAACAUUAACCAAUUAAAAACAGCACUGUAGCAAUGAGGUUUGUGCAGUAGGCUAUAGGCCCAAUACAUUAUCAACGAAUAUUGGCUUUACUUGAAUUGUCCUGCCAAUGCAUUGUUGUUCAGGCCAUUUAUUUAAAAUAUAUUUGAGGUAGGCUAUAUGAUCACAUCGGUAAUAAAUCUCUUGUAUUACUUGUGAGGCACAGCUGAGUGAGCAUACAUUUAAAUCAUUUGCUUAUUAUUUUUAUUUUACUGGGCUGAUGGUGCCUGCAUCUGAUGGUCAGUCUCAGCAGAGGGAGAGAGCAGCAGACGGAGGGUCCGCCUCUCAGCAUCCCUCCGCUCUCCCUUUCCUCCACUGACACUGACCAAAAAGGGACAUCGUCUUCCAGCUGAUGGCGAAACUCGAGUCGCACCGCAUUAUUUCUGCCUCAUGCACAAAUUCAUUUUACUCCUAUGAACAGAGAAAGUUAAAUAUUCCUCGAUAUUAAAAAAGACCCAAGCCGCUAAUAAUGACAACAACGCAAGCCUAUAGAUACACUUGAGCACGGCACUUACCCAUAAUUGCUCCUGGGUCGCCAUUGAUAAUAACAGACCCUGGCCGUGACCACACUCUCCGAGGGUGUCUCAGGGAGAUAUGCAAAAAUAAUAAUAAUCCAAUUCACACACGUGUAUUAAUACACGUGUACUUGUGUGAAAUAGGACAAAUAUAAGCGGCAACCAAAUUCUUAUAAUUAUUAUCUAUUUUCUAUUUUUUUGUCUCAUUUCUCUUCCCUUCUUUGACAGCAGCUUUUCUCUCUUCUCUAUGGGAAAUUAAUCUGUGGGGUCUUCAGUAAUACUCUGUAAUUGUUCGAGUAUUUAUAUAGAGUAUAUUACAGUAUUUCAUAUGCUUGUCUUCAGCAGCCGCAUAUUAUCCCCAUGGAAAGCAGCUCUUCUCUCUCUCUUCUCUAUAGACCAAUUAUCAGCGUUAGUAUAUGUUAGCUGAGUCUGUAAUCACUCUCCAGUACCAAGAUCACCUCCAGGCCUAACCACUUAGUUAUAAUUUAUACAAAUACUGCCAGGGCUCCACUGUUGUGGAAUUAUUAUUAAAAAUAAACGUCUCUUGUCAGUUCAGGCCAGGACUGAGCUAACACUGAGUUAACGCUCUGUCUCUGUCUGUCAGUCUCGGGCUGUGGAGGAGUAACUUGAUACCCUCAGCCCAGCUUGGCAAUUAAGCUAAAGAGGAAAGCAAAGAAAUGAAAAUAUUCCCAUCUGUAACUCAGUUCCUAAAACACUUCCCUGGUUUUGAUAUUGAUAAUGGAGGUAUAAAGGAUGUUGAAAGAUAAAAGGGAAGUCGCACAUUACAGGUAGCACUUUUAGCAUAGAAAUACUGUAGCUACAUUUACUAAAUGAUUACUGUGUUAAAUGCUAUGAAGGAACGGUCAGUUUCCUUAAAAAAGUUUGAUCUGUUCCCUGUGAGUGUGUGUAUCUGUAUGUGCAAGUGGUUGUGACUUGUACGGCUGUGUGAAAUGCCUCAGCAGCACUCAUCUUGCUGCGUUGUGUGGUGCCACGUCGUGCGACUUAGUGCGGGAGAGGGAGCAGGGAGCAUGCUUCAUUCAUCUGCUAAGUGGUUGUGUCUGGAGCCGAACAAAAACCAGCCAGUAUAUUUUCAGCCUUCACAUUAUAACAGCGUCUACCCCCCCCCCCCCCCCCCCCCACUCUCUCUCUCUCCCCCCCCCUCUCUCUCUCUCUCUCUCUCUCUCUCUCUCUCUCUCCCUCUUAGUCUCAGACAGUAUAUUCUCAGCCUUCAGAUUCAAACAGCCUUUCAACCAGCCAACCAGUAUAUUCUCAGCCUUCAGAUUCAAACAGCCUUUCAACCAGCCAACCAGUAUAUUCUCAGCCCGGUCCUCUCUCUGUUAGCCACUAUAUUACCAGCCCUCAGCUAGAUUCAUGGCUGUGUCACCCUGCAUGAGGGGCUUUUAAAGUCCUGUGGGUUAACCACCUCCAGAAGCCCUGAUAUCCUACUCACUCCCCUCAGGUUGCCUGGCAGUACCAAAUCACCUUCCUGUUGCUCUGUUCUACUUCCUCCUCUUCUUCAUUUACUUUAGCUGGGCUUGUUUGAGCUUGCCUGGCGCAAACAACCCCCAAAAAUAUUCCCAAAUCAUGGAAACCGCACACAUCGGGGCACUCCAGGCAGGCUCAAACAAACACUCAAAGUAUUUGAAAGAUUUCAGAUACUAUUUGAACCCAGGUCUAUGCAAUUCAGUAGUUUCAAAUGAACAGUUGGUGGGUUUAUUGGCUGUAUCUGAUUAGCUGUUGAUGACCUCUAGAAGAAUACAGUGUUUUUGUGAUGAAACCUGACCGGUGUGCCUUGAGUCCUAUUUGAGCUCCCUUGAGUUUCUGUCUCUGGCAAUGUCAAGGUUAAAACAGUCACUGGGGAAACAGCAAUAUUUGCAGAUGAAGCAUGCAGGUUGUUUACUGGUUGUUGAAGAGGGAGAGAAUUUCCUCCUUGUGACCCGUAACAUUUCUCAUGGUACAGCAGGUGUGAGACCGAACCAGAGCAACAUUAGCCUAUUCAACACAUUAUUCAAGGUUUUCUCAACCACAAAUACUGGUUGUUGUCAACCAGAUUUCAAAUAAAAUAAAAUAAAAUUUUAUUGGCCACAUACACCGAAUACAACAGGUGCAGACAUUACAGUGAAAUGCUUACUUACAGCCCUUAACCAACAGUGCAUUUAUUUUUAAUAAAAAAGUAAAAUAAAACAACAACAAAAAGUGUUGAGAAAAAAAGAGCAGAAGUAAAAUAAUAUAACAGUAGGGAGGCUAUAUAUACAGGGGGGUACCGGUGCAGAGUCAAUGUGCGGGGGCACCGGCUAGUUGAGGUAGUUGAAGUAAUAUGUACAUGUGGGUAGAGUUAAAGUGACUAUGCAUAAAUAAUUAACAGAGUAGCAGCAGCGUAAAAAGAUGGGGUGGGGGGGCAGUGCAAAUAGUCUGGGUAGCCAUGAUUAGCUGUUCAGGAGUCUUGGGGGUAGAAGCUGUUGAGAAGUCUUUUGGACCUAGACAUGGCACUCCGGUACCGCUUGCCGUGCGGUAGCAGAGAGAACAGUCUAUGACUAGGGUGGCUGGAGUCUUUGACAAUUUUGAGGGCCUUCCUCUGACACCGCCUGGUAUAGAGGUCCUGGAUGGCAGGAAGCUUGGCCCCAGUGAUGUACUGGGCCGUACGCACUACCCUCUGUAGUGCCUUGCGGUCGGAGGCCAAGCAGUUGCCAUACCAGGUGGUGAUGCAACCAGUCAGGAUGCUCUCGAUGGUGCAGCUGUAGAAUUUUGAGGAUCUGAGGACCCAUGCCAAAUCUUUUCAGUCUCCUGAGGGGGAAUAGGCUUUGUCGUGCCCUCUUCACGACUGUCUUUGUUGUGUUUGGACCAUGAUAGUUCAUUGGUGAUGUGGACACCAAGGAACUUGAAGCUCUCAACCUGUUCCACCACAGCCCCGUCGAUGAGAAUGGGGGCGUGCUCAGUCCUCUUUUUUUUCCUGUAGGCCACAAUCAUCUCCUUUGUCUUGGUCACGUUGAGGGAGAGGUUGUUAUCCUGGCACCACACGGCCAGGUCUCUGACCUCCUCCCUAUAGGCUGUCUCAUCGUUGUCGGUGAUCAGGCAUACCACUGUUGUGUCGUCGGCAAACUUAAUAAUGGUGUUGGAGUCGUGCCUGGCCAUGCAGUCAUGGGUGAACAGGGAGUACAGGAGGGGACUGAGCACGCACCCCUGAGGGGCCCCCGUGUUGAGGAUCAGUGUGGCAGAUGUGUUGUUACCCACCCUUACCACCUGGGGGCGGCCCGUCAGGAAGUCCAGGAUCCAGUUGCAGAGGGAGGUGUUUAGUCCCAGGAUCCUUAGCUUAGAGGGCACUAUGGUGUUGAAUGCUGAGCUGUAGUCAAUGAAUAGCAUUCUCACGUAGGUGUUCCUCUUGUCCAGGUGGGAAAGGGCAGUGUGGAGUGCAAUAGAGAUUGCAUCAUCUGUGGAUCUGUUGGGGCGGUAUGCAAAUUGGAGUGGGUCUAGGGUUUCUGGGAUAAUGGUGUUGAUGUGAGCCAUGACCAGCCUUUCAAAGCACUUCAUGGCUACAGACGUCAGUGCUACGGGUCGGUAGUCAUUUAGGCAGGUUAUCUUAGUGUCCUUGGGCAUGGGGACUAUGGUGGUCUGCUUGAAACAUGUUGGUAUUACAGACUCAGUCAGGGACAUGUUGAAAAUGUCAGUGAAGACACUUGCCAGUUGGUCAGCACAUGCUCGGAGUACACGUCCUGGUAAUCCGUCUGGCCCUGCGGCCUUGUGACCUGCUUAAAAGUCUUACUCACAUCGGCUACGGAGAGCGUGAUCACAUAGUCAUCCGGAACAUCUGGUGCUCUCAUGCAUGCUUCAGUGUUACUUGCCUCGAAGCGAGCAUAGAAGUGGUUUAGCUCGUCUGGAAGUCUUGUGUCACUGGGCAGCUCGCGGCUGUGCUUCCCUUUGUAGUCUGUAAUAGUUUUCAAGCCCUGUCACAUCCGACGAGCGUCAGAGCCGGUGUAGUACGAUUCAAUCUUAGUCCUGUAUUGACUCUUUUCCUGUUUGAUGGUUCGUCGGAGGGCAUAGCGGGAUUUCUUAUAAACAUCCGGGUUAGAGUCCCGCUCCUUGAAAGCGGCAGCUCUACCCUUUAGCUCAGUGCGGAUGUUUCCUGUAAUCCAUGGCUUCUGGUUGGGGUAUGUACGUACGGUCACUGUGGGGACGACAUCAUCGAUGCACUUAUUGAUGAAGCCAGUGACUGAUGUGGUGUACUCCUCAAUGCUAUCUGAAGAAUUCCGGAACAUGUUCCAGUCUGUGCUAGCAAAACAGUCCUGUAGCUUAGCAUCUGCGUCAUCUGACCACAUUUUUAUUAACCGAGUCACUGGUGCUUCCUGCUUUAGUUUUUGCUUAUAAGCAGGAAUCAGGAGGAUAGAGUUAUGGUCAGAUUUGCCAAAUGGAGGGCGCAGAUUAACACAUUUCAAUUGAAUGUAAAAGCAGUCUUAUCUUGUUCAUCUCUUCUUGGCUGUCAUCUUAUAGCUCCAUUACCUGAUUUGACUAACUGCUUGUUUCUCGCUUUGUGCUGUCAUUAACCGUGCUUCUACAUCUGCAUUGCUUGCUGUUUGGGGUUUUAGACUGGGUUUCUUUAUAGCACUUUGGCAUCUGCUGAUGUAAAAAAGGCUUUAUAAAUCAAUUUGAUUUCAUGAUUUUGAGCAUUUAAAACCGAUCGAUGCUAUGAGUUAGGAAGGUUAAGUUUGAUGAAAAUCUAAGACAAAUCACUGACUAUGUAUGCUCUCUGUCAUACACACACACACACACACACACACACACUGUCCAGCUGGGCCCACAGUCGCCUCAGUAAGCCACGGGAGGAAAUUUGUUUAGGAAAGCCAAAAAGGGACUUAGUGUGUACUUUACAUUUAAAAUCAAAUCAGGAUUCAAAUGAACCUCGGUCACAUGGGCUCUGAGUUUGUCUGUAACAAAUGUCAGUCCUCCUUUCUCACCUGGUGGCUAUGUAGACUGACCACACCCGGGAAAUCUGUGGUUGACAUUUGCAUGGACAAACAAGACACAGACCAGGGUCUUCCGUCCUUCUGUCUAUGUGAAACAAUUGGUAACAUUUUACUACGGAUGACAAGUGUAACCCAUUAUUAUGGGCUUACAAGGCUUUGUGAGACUUCUCAUGAGCAUGUUCACCCCCCUUGUAAUGUCGUAUUGUCAUCUCAUAAUGAUCCUGACUAAAUAACUGCCAUUUUGAUCAGUUACAAAGUUAUUAAGCAUUAUACCUGUCGGCUUUAAGUGUUGCAAAACAACCCAGAGAGAGAGAGACUACAUAAUGUGUGUGUCUUAGAGUGUAGGGUGUAUUGAUAUAGAACACAUGUGGACAGGGAGGACAGGACAGGGUAGCUAGCAUGACUGCUGGUAUAGGAACCCCUACUUUUCUAUUGUGGAAACACGCCUCUGAAGACAACACACAGAGAUGUUAUCGGCUGAUUGGCUACAGGUGUCAAUAUUAUGGUUUCAGAAUCUAGAGAUUUAGCUGGUGAUCGUACCUGAGAGCAGAACAGGGCAGUCUACGUUGUCUACCUCACUGAACCACAGCUCAUUCUGAAAACACACACAUUCAAAUGAAAAAAACACUCUAUUCCAUCAACACCUGAGGUUUCAUUAAAGACUAUCCAGCCUAGUAAUCAGGCAGUAUCAUAGAGGUCAUAACAUCAGGGUUGUUACAGGUGGUAGUAACUGCACUUCCUCUACUUGUUUAUGCAGGUUUCACACCAACUACUAUCUAAUUCAAAAUGAUCAUACAUGCCUAGAGCUAUUCAAAGACGAUGAGCGUCAUUUAGCAAUGCAAAUGUGCACAUGGUUUAUCAAUUUCAAGUAAUCAGACGUGCAAAUGUGGCUGACUGUCAUAAAAGGAUUCCAGAACUUUAUAUCUUCUGUGGAACUUUAAUUUCCAUUCCAAGAAACACAUUUCACUGCAAACCUCAGAUAGGAUUAAUGUUACAAUAGUGAGUCUGAGUAGAGCAUCUGUUUGAAUGAAGAGGGUUAUCAUCCCAGCAAUUACAUAGGUAAGAUUGGCUUCCAGUGCAGCAUUGUGACAAAGACUGGUGUCAAGUUCACGUUAUGUAGCUAGAUCGCACAGUUUAUUUGCUUAUCAGACAACUGACUGAGGUCACUUUUAGCUAACCUAAACCAGCACUUAUCAUUUUAGGAAAGCAACUCUGUCUAUGUAUUGUUAUCCCUAAAGAGUACAAUAAUACUGUAUAUCACUUAAAAGGCCAAUCCGCAGUUGAAACAAUAACAAACUGUUACCCGCCUCUGUUUUGGUGAAAAGCUGAGGGAUGGGCCUGGAGAAAUGUAACCACUCUAAAAUUCAUAGACAGAGCUAUGGAUGCAAGGACUGACCAUCAACAUUAGUUUUAACCAUGUUUUGAGGCUAUACAAUGUUUGUUUACAUUUACAAUGUUUAUAAACAUUGGAGUAAAACAAGCUUAUAUUUUGGGUUCUGAUGUGACAGUUGAACUAAGCUCAUGAGUCAUUUAUAAGGUAUAUUCUUCAAUAAUCAAUGGGUAUAUAUAAUUAAUGUAUAAGUUAAACAAAAUGGAUGUAGCAAUUCCAGAUUGCCCCUUUAAGGUUGAUUUGAGAAAAUGUUAUUUUUUUUGUUUGUUUUAUUGAACAAUAACACACAAUACAAUAAAGGGAAAUGUACAGACGAGUACAUGAACUUCAAAAGAAAAUGUACAUUUGUCAACAAGUACUGUAUUUUGGUACCUAUACUGCUUUUUAGUUUUUUCAUAUUUACUGAUGAUUUCAACCAACAUGUUUCAGUUUCUUCUCCGCCCAUUUAAUCUUAUGAAUAAAAAAUCUUCCAAGAAAAAUAAGCUAAUCGAGGUCCAUAUCAUUUGGUUCAAAAUAUCGGAAUAUUCCAAAUAAACAUGAAGCGUUUUCCCUUAAAGUGGAACUGACAGCGUUUUAGCAACAUUAUAUCUUAUUGAAAUCUGUUCAUAUACACCCCCAGACAGAAUAUGACACAUACUUUUACAUUUUCUGACAAGCGAGUGCUUCGAUAUGGUCAUUUUCACGUUAUCAUAAAUUAAUAGAAUUAAGUAUAGUAAGGCAUUUGUGAAAAUUCUAUAGAAAUAUAGAGUGGGAAAGCGGCCUUGCGUUUGGAAAAUUAAUAGACACUGCAGUAAAUAAAACCUAAUAAAAACAUCUGUCUUGUCCAGGACCGGUGUCUACACAGACCGGUGCGCCAUAGCCAAUCAGAGCUACAGUAGGCCUAUAUGCAAAUUAUCAAUUUGCCACACCGGCCUGCCAUCAUUCACUUUGAACUGGACUGUGAUUACAGGCUGUAGCAACAGCGUGACUUUAGAUCAUUAGAACGCAUUCGCCAAAAGCCACAAAAUAUACCUGAAUGGAUUUCUGCAAAUACGAAAAGUUGGUCACUCACUCCUCCAAUGACAUGACAUCCUCCCAUAAGCUAGCUAGCUAGCUAGCUGUAUGGUGCACUCAAAAUGUAUUGUAGUUGAGUAGCCAGCCUAGGCUACUGCUCAAAUGUUGCUGUAAUAGGCCUACAUGUUUCUCCUUUGCAUGGUGUUUUGUUGCAGGUUUAGUUUUUUGGUUAUUGAUUGGGCCUUGUGUUUGACACGUGCACUAGCCUAUUAGCCAUGUUAUGACUGACUUGUGAUCAUUUGAUUGCAUUUUGUUUGAUUGUAUUUACAUUCCCAGCCUUAGUUACAGUCGUCCGUUUUUGUUCAUAAUAUUGAGUCAAACUGAAACAGUGCAGUCCCGAAUGGGUGGAGUCAGCAAAAAAUGUACCAGGCCAGUUGUGAUUUACAACCUGAUAGCAAUAUCUUUGGGACUACCAAGAAAUGUAUUGGUGAAUUAUAUUAAUCAUGCAUUUAACCGCAUCCAUCUAUUCUGCCGAUAAUGCCUUACUGUACGUCAUGGAAUUUUGAGUCAAAUAGAACCUAUUUUUAAAACCUCUUAUAAAGUUGUUUUUUAAGCAUAAACUGGGAAUUUGAUAUGUUUGACUGAUAUUAUGAUUGUCUGUUUCAUAUCUGCAAAGUAGUUAAAAAGCUGUUAGUUCCACUUUAAAAUAAAAUAUUCUAAAUCCAUCCAAAAUCUUCUGAUUUUGUCCGCUGCCACUUGGUCUACUAUGGUAGGUAACCUCCCAAGUGGUGCAGUGGUCUAAGGCACUGCAUCGCAGUGCUAGCUGUGCCACUAGAACCUGGUUCGAAUCCAGGCUUUGUCGUAGACGGCCGCAACCGGGAGACUCAUGGGGCGGCGCACAAUUGGUCCAGGGUAGGGGAGGGAAUGGCCGGCAGGGAUGUAGCUCAGUUGGUAGAGCAUGACGUUUGCAAUGCCAGGGUUGUGGGUUCGAUUCCCACGGGGGGCCAGUAUGAAAAUAUAAAAAAAAUAAUGUAUGCACUCACUCUCUAGAUAAGAGCGUCUGCUAAAUGACGAAAAUGUAAAUGUAAAAUGUAAUCCCAGAAAGAAAACGUGUACUGGCUGCCUACUUGUUUUCUUUCUAAGUUUAUUUGCCCAUUGGAAGUCUUUCUCACCACAGUUCUUAACAGCAGUUUUACAUGGUGCACCAUAGCAUCAAUAAGUAUUAAAUAUUCAACUAGAUACCAGAGUUCUCUUGGAAUAAUCUAAGCCUGUCCCCUAAAUGCAAGCAGGUAGGGACCAUGUUUACUGUUGUACUUAGGUUUAAAGAUUUAGACCUGUUCUACCUGUUUUGGUUUGUUUGAGGCAGUCAGUCCUUAAAACAACAAUUUGGAGUGAAAGGGAAGGCCAGUGGGGUGCUUGUGGAGGUUUAUACAGUGUUACCUACAGAGUAACCAAUACAGACCUGGGUUCAAAUACUGUUUGAAAUCUUUCAAAUACUUUGAGUGUUUGCUUUGGAAUGCCAGGUGGGUAGUGGUUUUCUAUUGGUUCUAUUGCGUUAGCCAAGCUUAAUCAAGCACAGACGGUUUUAGAAAUGAUUUCGAAUAGUAUUUUAACCCAGGUCUGAACCAGUGACAUAAAAGGAUGUGAUAUACGUUCAGGAUGUGAUAUACAUUCAGGAUGUGAUAUGAACUCAGCAGAAAAAGAAAUGUCCCUUUUUCAGGACCCUGUCUUUCAAAGAUAAUUUGUAAAAAUCUAAACAAACUUCACAGAUCUUCAUUGUAAAGGGUUUAAACACUAUUUCCCAUGCUUGUUCAAUGAACCAUAAACAAUUAAUGAACAUGCACCUGUGGAACGGUCAGUAAGACACUAACAGCUUACAGACGGUAGGCAAUUAAGGUCACAGUUAUGAAAACUUAGGACACUAAAGAGGCCUUUCUACUGACUCUGAAAAACACCAAAAGAAAGAUGCCCAGGGUCCCUGCUCAUCUGCGUGAACGUGCCUUAGGCAUGCUGCAACGACGCAUGAGGACUGCAGAUGUGGCCAGGGCAAUAAAUUGCAAUGUCCGUACUGUGAGACGCCUAAGACAGCGCUACAGGGAGACAGGACGGACAGCUGAUCGUCCUCGCAGUGGCAGACCACGUGUAACAACACCUGCACAGGAUCGGUAUAUCCGAACAUCACACCUGCGGGACAGGUACAGAAUGGCAACAACAACUGCCCGAGUUACACCAGGAACGCACAAUCCCUCCAUUAGUGCUCAGACUGUCCGCAAUAGGCUGAGAGAGGCUGGACUGAGGGCUUGUAGUCCUGUUGUAAGGCAGGUCCUCACUAGACAUCACCGGCAACAACGUCGCCUAUGGGCACAAACCCACCGUCGCUGGACCAGACAGGACUGGCAAAAAGUGCUCUUCACUGACGAGUCGCGGUUUUGUCUCACCAGGGGUGAUGGUCGGAUUCGCGUUUAUCGUCGAAGGAAUGAGCGUUACACCGAGGCCUGUACUCUGGAGUGGGAUCUAUUUGGAGGUGGAGGGUCCAUCAUGGUCUGGGGUGGUGUGUCACAGCAUCAUCGGACUGAGCUUGUUGUCAUUGCAGGCAAUCUCAACGCUGUGCGUUACAGGGAAGACAUCCUCCUCCCUCAUGUGGUACCCUUCCUGCAGGCUCAUCUUGACAUGACCCUCCAGCAUGACAAUGCCACCAGCCAUACUGCUCGUUCUGUGCGUGAUUUCCUGCAAGACAGGAAUGUCAGUGUUCUGCCAUGGCUAGCAAAGAACCCGGAUCUCAAUCCCAUUGAGCACGUCUGGGACCUGUUGGAUCGGAGGGUGAGGGCUAGGGCCAUUCCCCCCCAGAAAUGUCCGGGAACUUGCAGGUGCCUUGGUGGAAGAGUAGGGUAACAUCUCACAGCAAGAACUGGCAAAUCUGGUGCAGUCCAUGAUGAGGAGAUGCACUGCAGUACUUAAUGCAGCUGGUGGCCACACCUGAUACUGACCGUUAUUUUUUUAUUUUGACCCCCCCUUUGUUCAGGGACACAUUAUUCAAUUUCUGUUAGUCACAUGUCUGUGGACCUUGUUCAGUUUAUGUCUCAUUUGUUGAAUCUUGUUAUGUUCAUACAAAUAUUUACACAUGUUAAGUUUGCUGAAAAUAAACGCAGUUGACAGUGAGAGGACGUUUCUUUUUUGCUGAGUUUGUUCUGUGUAUGUUGUCACAUAAGGAGAGGUGUAGAGGAACUGCUAAUGCAUACACUUCUGAAAUGUGUAUACAACACUUUUUGUGCUUUCUUUGCAGAAAUCCAAUUUGUAAGUCGCUCUGGAUAAGAGCGUCUGCUAAAUGACUUAAAUGUAAAUGUAAAUAGAUAACAUACGAGUCAUUCCAUGUCAUUUUAGCAAGCCAUGACACCCACUAUCUCAGAUUGUUCUGAAAUCGUUUAUGUAGGUAGAAACAGAUAAGAUUAGCAUUCCUUAAACAUUAUUAUGUUGAAAUUUAAUUUGAUCUCUGAGAAAUUAAGCUAAUUGAUUGCACCCAAAUUAGCCAUUUUAAUUUAUAGGAUUCACAUAAUAUUCAAUAAAUAUAGUACCCAACAUCUGAUUUGGAUUACUUCUUUCUACCAUUUAGUAAGACAUGAGGAAUCCAAUAAAAUGGUCAAAAGCCACCCAUGGACACCCCAUGCCAAUCUCACUCCAACAACCAGUAUACAAUAUCAGUUCUCGAUGUCUGACAAGUAGUAUGGAGCUGGGGCUUGGAGUGUUGCUUCUUCAUUCCUUGUAAUGUAUUCCCCUUUGAAUGUGGUGAUGUUUUUUUCCCAUAUGGUUUGCAUAAUAUAAGGAAUUUGAAGUAUAGCAUUUACUUUUACUUUUUACUUUUGCUCAAGUAUGAGAAUUUAGUACUUUUUCCACCACUGUACUUAAGUACAUUUAAAACCAGAUACUUUUAGACUUUUACUCAAGUAGUAUUUUACUGGGUGACUUUCACUUUUACUUGAGUCAUUUUCUAUUAAGGUAUCUUUACUUUUACUCAAGUAUGUCAAUUGAGUACUUUUUCCAGAGUUAAGCCAGUCCUACAUGAAAGCAAUGCAGUUUGUCCUUCUCUUAGUAACCCUAAUGCUUCAGCCCAACUCUCCUUGAAUAGUCCAACAAAUGGCAGCUCUCUGAGGGCUAUGGUGCAAUUCUCAUAUGAAGACUUUUCCUACAAGCCCAAAACAUUGAUGGAGAAAUGGGCUAGUGACAGAAAUGUUGUGACAGCCCUAAUAAAAUAAUACAAUUAUAAACCAUGGUAUGGAAGUCGUAUGUUUUUAAAUAAAAGUAUUAGAAAACAUCUAUAUAUGUAGUGUGAUUAGUGACAUUUACCAUUAAACGCAACUCAAUACCAUUACCACUGCAAAACACUACACAGUGGGUGUUUGGGACUUUAACCAUUGAAGACCAUUAGAUCCCAUAACAUUGAAACCAUUAGAACUGCUGUAGCCUAAUGGUUUGCCUGGUAGACAGGAAUGGUUUUACUAAUCCAGACCUUUUUUUGAAGGGAAUAAACCACACACAGAGGGGCCGUUUCCUGGACACAAAUUAAGCCGAGAAGGACAAACUGAAUUGCUUUCAUGGAAGACUGACUUGAAUUUUGAGGAUGACCAUACAAUUUAUUUUCAUCAUGAGCAAAGGCUGUUGGUUUUCAACCCAAAGUUGCUAAGAAAAUGUUGUGAUCCAUUUAAUAAACACAAGAGACCAGCAAAAUGGAUAAAAGGGUGUGGUUGCAGUAGCAGGAACAGUGGCAUCUAGUGGGCAAAACGUGGUACUUUAACACUAAUUUAUGGUAAAUAAUGCUAGCAACUUCAAUGGCAAAUUUCUCUGAACGGGAUUCACAGGGAAUACAAUACAAAGGAUGAAGAAGCAAUACUCCAAGCAGUAGCUCCGUACUACUUGUCAGACAUAGAGAACUGAUACUGUAUACAGGUUGUUGGGGUGGGGGGUCCAUGGGUGGCUUUUGAUCAUUUUAUCGGAUUCCUCAUGUCUUACUCAUUAUUAGGAAGAAUUAUGGUCCAAAUCGAUGUUAAAUACUAUAUUUAUUGAAGAUUUUACGAAUCCUAUAAAUUAAAAUAGCCAAUUUGGGUGCAUUCAAUUAGCUUAAUUUUUCAGAGCUCUAAUUAUAUUUCAACAAAAUAAUGUUUCAGGAAUGCUACUCUUAUCUGUUUCUAACGACAGAAUCGAUUUCAGAACAAUCUGAGAUGGUGGGUGUCAAUACUCUUUCUUGUGCCUUUUAGGUGGAAUGACUCAUACAAGAGAAGGUUUCCCAUAUACAGUACAAAGGCAUGAUUGACAGCAGGGUAAAGUAAGCACAGUUUGGAGACGAGAUGUUGAGUUGUGUCGUGUCAUGUCUAAUGCUCAGUAUAUUUUUCUCUCUACAGUAUAUAUGGCUUCUAUAAGGGGAUCCUCCCGCCAAUCCUAGCUGAGACCCCAAAGAGAGCAGUUAAGGUAAGGCACAGGAAGUGCUACGCUAUUCACCACAUGCAUGGUCAACGCGUCAGGUGGCGUCACUCUUACGCAAUGCUCGUCCCUCAGUGCAGGUGGAAUCCUCAUGCUAUCUGUCGUAAGACAAUGUAACACAUCCCCACUAGAGCUGUGAGUGAAUCGCCUGUGUGACAACCCAACAGGUUGUGUUCGUUAGGGCACAUCGUAGCAAAAAUGUUUUCUUAUUGGACAAGUUCAAAUAGCUCCUCCUCUGUUUCCGAGCAUUUUCUUCCAUUUCAUGCUGAACACGCCCCGGCUGGAGUUCUGCACUUCUACUGUAUGAAAACCUUCCCAAGCGUGCUCGCUACUGCUGACAUCCAGGGAUCACACCACAAACAACCUCCUCUGGGUCACUACUUCUGAUAUCUGCUGCUGCGUUUGCCUCUGGGAAUAGUAGAGUGUGGUGGUGAUGGAACAGACACAUAGAGAGACACACACACACACACACACACACACCAACUACCUGGGCUUGAACCAGGGACCCUCUGCACACAGCGACAACAGUCACCCUCGAAGCACCGUUACCCGUCGCUUCACAAAAGCAGCGACCCUUGUAGAGCAAGGGCAACAACUGCUUCAGGUCUCAGAGCGAGUGACGUCACCGAUUGAAACGCUACUAGCGCGCACCGCUAACUAGCUAGCCAUUUCACAGCGGUUACAUAAGUCCUUGAGCAUCACAACCCACAAAUCACUGUCCUUUGGUCUAAACAUAGAGAAAGUCACAUAAAAAGUUGCAUGGACUCACUCUGUGUGCAGUAAUAGUGUUUAGCAUGAUGUUUGAAUGACUACCUCAUCUCUGUACCAAACACAUACAAUUAUCUGUAAGGUCCCUCAGUCGAGCAGUGAAUUUCAAACACAGAUUCAAUUUCAAACACAGAUUCAACCACAAAGACCAGCGAGGUUUUCCAAUGCCUUGCAAAGAAGGGCACCUAUUGGUAGAUGGGUAAAAAUAAAAUAAGCACACAUUGAAUAUCCCUUUGAGCAUGGUGAAGUUAUUAAUUACACUUUGGAUGGUGUAUCAAUACACCCAGUCACUAUAAAGAUACAGGUGUCCUUCCUAACUGAGUUGCCGGAUAAGAAGGAAACCCCUCAGGGAUUUCACUAUGAGGCCAAUGGUGACUUUAAAACAGUUACAGAGUUGAAUGGCUGUGAUAGGAGAAAACUGAGGAUGGAUGAACAACAACCUAAUUGACAGAGUGAAAAGAAGGAAGCCUGUACACAAGAAAAAAUAUUCCAGAACAUGCAUCAUGUUUGCAACAAGGCACUAAAGUAAUAUUGCAAAAGAUUUGGCAAAGCAAUUCACUUUUGGUCCUGAAUACCAAGUUUUAUGUUUGGGGCAAAUCCAAUACGACACAUUACUGAGUACCACUCUCCAUAUUUUCAAGCAUAGUGGUGGCAGCAUCAUGUUAUGGGUGUGCUUGUAAUCGUUAAGGACUGGGGAGUUUUUCAGGAUAAAAAAGAAACGGAAUGGAGCUAAGCACGGGCAAUCCUAGAGGAAAACCUGUUUCAGUAUGCUUUCCACCAGACACUAGAAGAUUAAUUCACCUUUCAGCAGGACAAUAGCCUAAAACACAAGGCCAAAUCUAUACUGGAGUUGCUUACCAAGAAGACAGUGGCCGAGUAACAGUUUUGACUUAAAUUUACUUGAAAAUCUAUGGGAAGACCUGAAAAUGGUUGUCUAGCAAUGAUGAACAGCCAAUUUGUUGAUCAUUUUGAGAAGAAUAAUGGGUAAAUGUUGCACAAUCCUGGUGUGGAAAGUUCUUAGACUCACAGCUGUAAUCGCUGCCAAAGGUGCUUCUACAAAGUAUUGACUCAGGGGUGUGAAUACUUAUGUAAAUUAGAUACUGUAUUUCUUUUUCAAUACAUUUGCAAACAUUUCUAAAAAUGUGUUCUCACUUUGUCAUUAUGGGGUUGGAUGUGGUAUAUAAUCCAUUUUGAAUUCAGGCUGUAACACAACACAAUGUGGAAUAAGUCAAGGGGUAUGGAUACUUUCUGAAGGCAAUGUAUGUGUGCAUCAUACAGUCAUUAGUGGGCAUACAUGUAAGUGCAAGUUUUCCCACCAUUGUGUGACUGUGUGUGUGUCUAUGCAAUGAGUCUGUCUGUAACUUCCUCCUCCUGGCUUUGACACCUCAUUUCUCUUCAUCUCUUCUCUCCAUAGUUCUUCACCUUUGAACAGUACAAGAAGCUGCUCAGUCUCACCGGUCUGUCCGCUGGUCUAGUAAGUUACACACACAAACACACACACACACACACACACACUCAGACAACUAUGUUGCAUGCUUUUUCACUUCAGAUUUUCCACACACAAAACAAAAGCACCCAAAUAUAGCUAGCCCCAUCACUCAGGCCCAGGUAGAUGGAUAGAUGGAUAGACACUGACUGUCAACAUUCUUACCUUGACUAAGCAUCUUCUCCUGGAUGACUGUGAGUCAGAUGUGAAGCUGAGAAAGAUUCACCUCUACAAGGCGUGACCCCCCCCUCCUCCCAACCCAGCAUCCAUCCAUCUGACAGAUGUGUGUCAGAUGUGAUGCCUGCAUGAUUGAUGGCCUACCUGUGUGUGUCGGGUGUGAUUUCUGUGUGAUGGAUGGCCUACCUGUGCUAGCCCGUACCUGUACGUACAUAACAAUGACUAGCCUAGCUGUACCUGAUCUGGCACUGAGUAACAACCGCAGCGUGUUUGCAUAGCCAUCCAAGGAGGAAUGUUUAGCUGUCCCAUCAAUCACUCCUCUCCAGUUCCUUCCCCUUCUCCUUUCCCCCCCCUCCACCUCCUUCAGUGUCUCUAAGCGGCCUCCCCCUCUCCUCCCUACCCCCCCUUCCUCUCUAAGCCUCCCACAACCAGCCCUACCCUCCCCUCAUGCACUGUGUGGUUAUAUAAUGCAACAUCAUUAGUAGUGAGUUUGUGUGUUUGUGUGUGUGGGGUGUGGUGUGUGUGUGUGUGGGAUGGGGUGUGUGUGUGAGUGUCUGCCUGCAUGUGUGUGUGCCCGCCCCAGGUCAGGACCCAUCCUCACAGACAGACAGACAGGUGUGUUGACACAUCCAUUCAGCCACCUCUUCCUCACUCCCUUCUUGUUGCUGUUAUUCCUCCCUGCUUCCUCAUCAAUCACACUGAGGCUGUUCAGCUGCAUAUCCUGAACAGGAUGACACACACACAGGCAUACUCACUCACACAUACAGUACAUACAGUACAGAAUACACACACAGGUUCUGGGGCUCUUGACAGACAGACAGGAGGACAAAGAGAGAGGGAGAGUAAUAGCCUGCAGACUUGUCUUCCCAUUACGCCUGUCCCAGAGCACGCACACGCAUGUAGUACAAGCCACACACGUCACACACGCAUGCAUACACACACACAUAUGCCACCUGGACAAGAGGAAUACCUAUGUCAGAAUGGUGUUCAUCGAGUACAGUUCUGCUUUCAAUACUAUAGUGCCCUCCAAGCUCGUCACUAAGCUCAGGGCCCUGGGUCUGAACCCCUCCAUGUGCAACUGGGUCCUAGACUUCCUGACGGACUGAUCCCAGGUGGUGAGGGUAGGCACCACCUCCGCCACGCUGAUCCUCAACACAGGAGCCCCACAGGGUUGUGUGCUCAUCCCCCUCCUGUACUCCCUGUUCACCCACGACUGCGUAGCUAUGCACAAUCUCAAACUCAAUCAUCAAGUUUGCUGACGACAUGAUAGUGGUAGGCCUGAUUACCAAUGACGAGACAGCCUACAGGGAGGAGGUUAGAGCCCUGGCAGAAAAUAGCCUCUCCCACAACGUCAAAACAAAGGAGCUGAUCGUGGACUACAGGAGACGGAAGAGGGAGCACGCCCCCAUCCACAUACACUGGGGAGAACAAGUAUUUGAUACACUGCCGAUUUCGCAGGUUUUCCUACUUACAAAGCAUGUAGAGGUCUGUCAUUUUUAUCAUAGGUACACUUCAACUGUGAGAGACGGAAUCUAAAACAAAAAUCCAGAAAAUCACAUUGUAUGAUUUUUAAGUAAUUAAUUUGCAUUUUAUUGCUUGACAUAAGUAUUUGAUCACCUACCAACCAGUAAGAAUUCCGGCUCUCACAGACCUGUUAGUUUUUCUUUAAGAAGCCCUCCUGUUCUCCACUCAUUACCUGUAUUAACUGCACCUGUUUGAACUUGUUACCUGUAUUAAAGACACCUGUCCACACACUCAAUCAAACAGACUCCAACCUCUCCACAAUGUCCAAGACCAGAGAGCUGUGUAAGGACAUCAGGGUUACAAUUGUAGACCUGCACAAGGCUGGGAUGGGCUACAGGACAAUAGGCAAGCAGCUUGGUGAGAAGGCAACAACUGUUGGCGCAAUUAUUAGAAAAUGGAAGAAGUUCAAGAUGAUGGUCAAUCACCCUCGGUCUUGGGCUCCAUGCAAGAUCUCACCUCAUGGGGCAUCAAUGAUCAUGAGGAAGGUGGGGAUCAGCCCAGAACUACACGGCAGGACCUGGUCAAUGACCUGAAGAGAGCUGGGACCACAGUCUCAAAGAAAACCAUUAGUAACACACUACGCCGUCAUGGAUUUAAAUCCUGCAGCGCACGCAAGGUCCCCCUGCUCAAGCCAGCGCAUGUCCAGGCCCGUCUGAAGUUUGCCAAUGACCAUCUGGAUGAUCCAGAGGAGGAAUGGGAGAAGGACAUGUGGUCUGAUGAGACAAAAAUCAACUCCACUCCCCGUGUUUGGAGGAAGAAGGAUGAGUACAACCCCAAGAACACCAUCCCAACCGUGAAGCAUGGAGGUGGAAACAUCAUUCUUUGGGGAUGCUUUUCUGCAAAGGGGACAAGACGACUGCACCAUAUUGAGGGGAGGAUGGAUGGGGCCAUGUAUCGCGAGAUCUUGGCCAACAACCUCCUUCCCUCAGUAAGAGCAUUGAAGAUGGGUCGUGGCUGGGUCUUCCAGCAUGACAACGACCCGAAAACACACAGCCAGGGCAACUAAGGAGUGGCUCCGUAAGAAGCAUCUCAAGGUCCUAGAGUGGCCUAGCCAGUCUCCAGACCUGAACCCAAUAGAAAAUCUUUGGAGGGAGCUGAAAGUCCGUAUUGCCCAGCGACAGCCCCGAAACCUGAAGGAUCUGGAGAAGGUCUGUAUGGAGGAGUGGGCCAAAAUCCCUGCUGUAGUGUGUGCAAACCUGGUCAAGACCUACAGGAAACAUAUGAUCUCUGUAAUUGCAAACAAAGGUUUCUGUACCGAAUAUUAAGUUCUGCUUUUCUGAUGUAUCAAAUACUUAUGUCAUGCAAUAAAAUUCAAAUUAAUAAUACAAAAUCAUACAAUGUGAUUUUCUGGAUUUUUGUUUUAGAUUCCGUCUCUCACAGUUGAAGUGUACCUAUGAUAAAAAUUACAGACCUCUACAUGCUUUGUAAGUAGGAAAACCUGCAAAAUCGGCAGUGUAUCAAAUACUUGUUCUCCCCACUGUAUACAGGUCCACAGUGGAGAGGGUCAAAAGCUUAAUGUUCCUUGGCGUGCACAUCACUGAGGACCUGAAAUGGUCCCAUCAUACCGACACUGUGGUGAAGAAGGCACAACAGCGCCUCUUCAACCUCAGGCGGCUGAAGAAAUUCGGCAUGGCCCGUAAGACCUUGACAAACUCCAACAGAUGCACCAUUGAGAGCAUUCUGUCGGGCUGCAUCACCGCCUGGUACGGCAACUGCACCUGCCUCAAACGCAUGGCCCUCCAGAGGGUGGUGUGGUCAGCCCAACACAUCCCCACAGGCACACUGUCUGUCCUCCAGGAUAUUUACAGAACACAGUGUCAAAGGAAGGCCAAAAAGAUCAUUAAGGAACAGCCACUUUUAGCCAUUUAGUGUACCAUUUUCUUUCCAAAUUAUAUACUGUCUAUACACACCAUGUAUUUAUAUUCUUGAUUGUCACACAUGCUCACUCUAAUACAGUGCCUUCAGAAAGGCCCCUUGAUUUAUUCCACAUUUUGUUGUUACAGCCUGAAUUCAAAAUGUAUUACAUAUAUUUUUUAUCACCCAUCUACACACAAUAACCCAUAAUGACAAAGUGAAAACAUGGUUUUAUACAUUUUUGCAAAUUGAUUGAAAAGGAAAUACAGAAAAAUCUAAUUUACAAUAAAUUGUAGACGCACCUUUGGCAGCGAUUACAGCUUAUAGUAUUUUAGGGUAAGUCUCUAAGAGCUUUCCACACCUGGAUUGUGCAACAUUUGCCCAUUAUUCUUUUCAAAAUGUUUCAAGCUCAAAUUGGUUGUUGAUCAUUGCUAGACAACCAUUUUCAGGUCUUGCCAUAGAUUUUUAAGUAGAUUUAAGUAAAAACUGCAACUCGGCCACAUUCACUGUCUUCUUGGUAAGCAACUCCAAUGUAGAUUUGGCCUUGUGUUUUAGGUUAUUGUCUUGCUGAAAGGUAAAUUCAUCUCCCAGUGUCUGGUGGAAAGCAGACUGAACCAGGUUUUCCUCUAGGAUUUUGCCUGUGCUUAGUUCCAUUCCAUUUCUUUUUUAUCCUGAAAAACUCACCAGUCCUUAAUGAUUACAAGCAUACCCAUAACAUGAUGCAGCCACCAAUAUGCUUGAAAAUAUGGAGAGUGGUACUCAGUAAUGUGUUGUAUUGGAUUUGCCCCAAACAUAACACUUUGUAUUCAGGACAAAAAGUUAAUUGCUUUGCAAAUUUUUUUGCAGUAUUACUUUAGUGACUUGUUGCAAACAGGAUGCAUGUUUUGGAAUAUUUGUAUUCUGUACAGGCUUCUUUCUUUUCACUCUGUCAAUUAGGUUAGUAUUGUGGAGUAACUAUAAUGUUGUUGAUCUAUCCUCAGUUUUCUCCCAUCACAGCCAUUCAACUCUGUAACUGUUUUAAAGUCACCAUUGGCCUCAUGGUGAAAUCUCUGAGCGGUUUCCUUCCUCUCCGGCAACUGAGUUAGGAAGGAGACCUGUAUCUUUGUAGUGACUGGGAGUAUUAAUACACCAUCCAAAGUGUACUUAAGAACUUUACCAUGCUGAAAGGAAUAUUCAAUGUCUGUUUUUUUUUUACCCAUCUACCAGUAGGUGCACUUCUUUGCGAGGCAAAGGAAAACCUCCCUGGUCUUUGUGGUUGAAUCUGUGUUUGAAAUUCACUGCUCGACUGAGGGACCUUACAGAUAAUUGUAUGUGUGGGGUACAGAGAUGAGUCAGUCAUUACAAAAUCAUGUUAAACACUAUUGUUGCACACAGAGUAAGUCCAUGCAACUUAUUAUGUGACUUGUUAAGCAAAUCUUUACUCCUGAACUUAUUUAGGCUUGCCAUAACAAAGCGGUUAAAUACUUACAGUGAGGGAAAAAAGUAUUUGAGCCCCUGCUGAUUUUGUACGUUUGCCCACUGACAAAGACAUGAUCAGUCUAUAAUUUUAAUGGUAGGUUUAUUUGAACAGUGAGAGACAGAAUAAAAACAAAAAAAUCCAGAAAAACGCAUGUCAAAAAUGUUAUAAAUUGAUUUGCAUUUUAAUGAGGGAAAUAAGUAUUUGACCCCUCUGCAAAACAUGACUUAGUACUUGGUGGCAAAACCCUUGUUGGCAAUCACAGAAGUCAGACGUUUCUUGUAGUUGGCCACCAGGUUUGCACACAUCUCAGCAGGAAUUUUGUCCCACUCCUCUUUGCAGAUCUUCUCUAAGUCAUUAAGGUUGAGGCUGACGUUUGGCAACUCGAACCUUCAGCUCCCUCCACAGAUUUUUUAUGGGAUUAAGGUCUGGAGACUGGCUAGGCCACUCUAGGACCUUAAUGUGCUUCUUCUUGAGCCACUCCUUUGUUGCCUUGGCCAUGUGUUUUGGGUCAUUGUCAUGCUGGAAUACCCAUCCACGACCCAUUUUCAAUGCCCUGGCUGAGGGAAGGAGGUUCUCACCCAUGAUUUGACGGUAUAUGGCCCCGUCCAUCGUCCCUUUGAUGCGGUGAAGUUGUCCUGUCUCCUUAGCAGAAAAACACCCUCAAAGCAUAAUGUUUCCACCUCCAUGUUUGACGGUGGGGAUGGUGUUCUUGGGGUCAUAGGCAGCAUUCCUCCUCCACCAAAGAUGGCGAGUUGAGUUGAUGCCAAAGAGCUCCAUUUUGGUCUCAUCUGACCACAACACUUUCACCCAGUUCUCCUCUGAAUCGUUCAGAUGUUCAUUGGCAAACUUCAGACGGCCCUAUAUAUAUGCUUUCUUGAGCAGGGGGACCUUGCGGGUGCUGCAGGAUUUCAGUCCUUCACGGCGUAGUGUGUUACCAAUUGUUUUCUUGGUGACUAUGGUCCCAGCUGCCUUGAGAUCAUUGACAAGAUCCUCCCAUGUAGUUCUGGGCUGAUUCCUCACCGUUCUCAUGAUCAUUGCAACUCCACGAGGUGAGAUCUUGCAUGGAGCCCCAGGCCGAGGGAGAUUGACAGUUAUUUUGUGUUUCUUCCAUUUGCGAAUAAUCGCACCAACUGUUGUCACCUUCUCACCAAGCUGCUUGGCGAUGGUCUUAUAGCCCAUUCCAGCCUUGUGUAGGUCUACAAUCUUGUCCCUGACAUCCUUGGAGAGCUCUUUGGUCUUGGCCAUGGUGGAGAGUUUGGAAUCUGAUUGAUUGAUUGCUUCUGUGGACAGGUGUAUUUUAUACAGGGAACAAACUGAGAUUAGGAUCAUUCCCUUUAAGAGUGUGCUCCUAAUCUCAGCUCGUUACCUGUAUAAAAGACACCUGGGAGCCAGAAAUCUGUCUGAUUGAGAGGGGGUCAAAUACUUCCUCAUUAAAAUGCAAAUCAAUUUAUAACAUUUUUGACAUGCGUUUUUCUGGAUUUUUUUGUUGUUAUUCUGUCUCUCACUGUUCAAAUAAACCUACCAUUAAAAUUAUAGACUGAUCAUUUCUUUGUCUGUGGGCAAACGUACAAAAUCAGCAGGGGAUCAAGUACUUUUUUCCCUCACUGUAUUGACUCAAGAUAUUUCAGAUUUUCAUUUUUUAUUAAUUUGUAAAAAUAAUAAUGCCACUUUAACGUUAUGGGGUAUUGUGUAGGCCAGUGACCAAAAAUCUAAAUUGAAUCCAUUUGAAAUUCAGGCUGUAACACAACAAAAAGUGGAAUAAGUCAAGGGGUGUGAAUACUUUCUGAAGGCACCGUAUAUUUACUUGGAUUGUUAUUUCUUGAUUUCUUGUUUAGAUAUUUUUGAUUAUUUGUGUAUUUGUAUUGUAUUUGCGAGACAUUCUACUGCACUGUUGGUAACAUUAGCAUUUCGCUGCACUUGCCAUAACACCUGCAAAUAUGUGUACGUGACCAAGAAACAUUGAUAUGACGCAUGCAUACAAACACGUAUGCACGCACACACACAUCAUGCAUUGGUCUUUUCCCCUCACACAGGCUCAACACACGUUGACCACCCUUCACUGUACGUCAAACACACACUCAAGUACUUGAUAUUAUAUGUCCAUUCGAUUGGACUGUUUUACUUUUCUGGAAAAUCUGUCAUUUCACCCCUAUACUCUUCCACCAGUCGUCUUGGGGUUUUUCCCCUUGUCAUUGAAAGUGACAACCUCCUCCACCUGUCCAACAGUUCUCAUACAAGAACAGAUCCGCCUUUGCAUCCUCCUCAUCCGUCUUCAACGUCUAUGACAUCCGCCUCAUCUUUCUCUCUCUCUCUCGCUCCCUCUAUCCACUGUUUUGUUAGCUCUUUACAUUUGUAGACAUGUAACAAUGGCUGUCACAGCAUGACUGAGACUGAUGUCCUAUGUCCGUGUCUGAGAGAGACUGGUUUCUGUAACGCUAUAUGCCCUAUAUGCCAUGAAGCUUUAUCAUCAGUUGUACUGUUGUCUUAAACACACUACUGCGCUCACAAUGUUAACCCAUAUAAUCCAUCUUAUACUAUAUACCUUAUGUACGUACACCUUAUAAACAAAUACGCCCUAUACCAUAAACAGAUAUGGCUCAUUAACCUUUACGGACCAAAUAAUGAUGAUCCACACUUCUUUGACAAUAUAUAUAAUAAAUUAUCAACCCUGCAAGCAAUACAAGACUCUAUUAUUAUGGUGGGAGAUUAUAAUACUGUUUUAAAUAGCUCAAUGGACCGUAAAGGAAAUCACACUACAAACUAUCACCCUCAUGCUCUUAAGGAAAUCGUGAAUGUCAUGGAUACUUUAGAACUAGUAGAUAUAUGGAGGCUUAAAUAUCCUGAACUAGUGAGAUAUACAUGGCGGAGACUCAAUCAAGCUAGUCGUCUUGACUGCUUUCUUAUGUCAUUCUCGUUGGCACCAAAAGUUAAAAAGUGUUGAUAGGGGACAGAAUGCGGUCGGACCAUCAUAUAAUUGGCAUAUACAUUACUCUUACUGAAUUUCCACGUGGGCAAGGAUAUUGGAAAUUUAAUCAAAGCCUAUUGGAUGAUGACUUGUUUUUAACUAGGACAGAGGAAUAUAUAACUGAUUUCUUAAGACAUAACAUUGGUACAGCAAAUCCCCUUAUUGUAUGGGACACUUUUAAAUGUGCCAUUAGAGGCCAUGCAAUUCAGUACUCAUCUCGAAAACAAAAGCAAUUUAGGUCAAAAGAGUCCAUACUAACAAAGGAAAUAGAUGGUCUAACAGAACAGAUAGAUAGCAAUAAAAACUGUAACAUAGAGGCUCAGAAUAAAUUAGAGGAAAAACAAAAAGAAAUGGAGAAACUUAUUCAAGAAAGCUCAAGUGUAAUAUAUUAUAAAAAUAAAGCAAACUGGAUGGAAUAUGGGGAAAAUGCACCAAAUAAUUUUUUUAUCUUCAACAUAGAAAUGCUACCAAAAAUAAUUUACUGAAACUGGUUACAAAUGACGGAGUCACCCAUGAUUCACCAAAUGAUAUUUUGAAGGAUGAAGCAAAGUACUUUCAGCAUAUGUUUUCGUUUCAGUCGCCUCCAUCUCCUCUAACUGAAGCUAAUUGUAGAGAUUUUUUUUCUAUUGAUAAUGUAAAAUGUACAGCCAUACAGAAAGACUCAUGUGAAGGUGAAAUUACAGAGGAGGAACUUCUGGAUGCAAUUAAAGACUUUAUGUCCGGGGAAACUCCAGGGUUGGAUGGCAUUCCAGUCAAGGUAUACCAAACCUUUUUUGAUAUACUCAGAGGACCGUUAUUAGCAUGUUUUAACCACUCCUAUGUAAAUGGUAAAUUAUCAGACACUCAAGAAGAAGGUCUGAUUUCAUUAUUACUGAAACAGGAUACAAGUGGAAAAUAAAAAAAAUUGGAGGCCCCUUACACUUCAGUGUUGUGAUGCAAAGAUUAUAGCUAAAUGUAUAGCGCAUGGAAUUAAAAAGGUAUUGUCGGACAUUAUUCAUUCUAAUCAGACAGGUUUUUUACAUGGACGAUACAUUAGAGAUAAUAUAAGACAAGUACUGGAAAGAACAUCUGGGAAACCAGGCCUGCAAUUCAUAGCAGACUUUGAAAAGGCAUUUGAUAAAGUACGACUGGGGUUUAUAUAUAAAUGCCUGGAGCAUUUCAAUUUUGGUUUCUUACAAAAUGGGUUAACAUCAUGUAUAGUAACCCUAGGUGUAAAAUAGUAAAUAAUGGCUAUUUCUCAGAAGGUUUUAAAAUGUCAAGAGGAGUGAAACAAGGUUGUCCACUAUCGGCAUAUCUAUUUAUUAUGGCCAUCGAAAUGUUAGCUAUUAAAAUCAGAUCCAACAAUAAUAUCAAGGGAUUAGAAAUCCAGGGCUUAAAAACAAAGGUGUCAUUGUACGCUGAUGAUUCAUGUUUUCUUUUAAAUCCACAACUUGAAUCCCUCCACAGCCUCAUAGAGGUUCUAGAUACAUUUUCUAACCUCUCUGGAUUACAACCAAAUUAUAAUAAAUGUACUAUAUUACGUAUUGGAUCACUAAAAAAUAAAAAAUUUACAUUACCAUAUAGUUUACCAAUAAAAUGGUCUGAUGGUGAUGUGGAUAUACUCGGAAUACAUAUCCAAAUGAAAUAAAUGAUCUCACUCCAAUACAUUUUAAUAGAAAGUUAGCAAAAAUAGAUAAGAUCUUGCUACCAUGGAAAGGUAAAUACCUGUCAAUUUGUGGAAAAAUCACCCUGAUUAACUCUUUAGUAUUAUCCCAGUUUACCUAUUUGCUUAUGGUCUUGCCGACACCUAGCAAAAAGUGUUUUAAAUUAUAUGAGAAAAAAAUAUUCUAUUUUAUUUGGAACGGCAAGCCAGACAAAAUUAAACAGGCCUAUUUAUAUAAUUAAUAUGAAUUCGGAGGACAGAAAUUAUGAAAUAUUAAAGCAUUAGACCUAUCACUAAAAGCUUCAGUCAUACAAAAGUUAUACUUAAAUCCGAACUGGUUCUCUAGCAAAUUAUUAAGAUUAACUCACCCAAUGUUCAAGAAUGGCCUUUUUCCCUUUAUGCAGAUUACAACCUCUCACUUUCAGUUAUUUGAAAAGGAAAUCAUCUCCCAAAUAUCACUAUUUCUAAAACAAGCCAUAGAAAGUUGGUUGCAAUUUCAAUUUAAUACUCCAGAAACGACAGAACAAAUAAUGCACCAAAAUUGUGGUUAAACUCAAAUAUAGUAAUUGAUGUUUUUUUUUUUUUAAAGGUAUAAUCUUUGUAAAUGAUAUCAUCGGUAGGACUGGUGGAGUUAUGUUGCACAUGCAGCUACCAAAAACAUAUGGAAAUGUCUGCUCUACCCAAAAUUACAACCAAAUAAUUGCAGCCUUACUGCAAAAAUGGAAGAGGAAAGUGGAAGGGGGAGAAAGUAAGGAACUUGUCUGUCGGCCUUGCAUUAAAGAACAUACUUGGUUAAGGAAAACUGUGAUAAAUAAAAAAGUAUAUCAGUUUCAUUUAAGGACCAAAGGAGUGACAGCCGUCCCAUAUAGAUUGAAAAAUAGUUGGGAAGAGAUUUUUGACGUACCGAUCCCAUGGCAUAGUGUUUAUGAACUGAUACGCAAAACGACAAUGGAUUCAAAACUUAGAAUCUUUCAAUUUUAAAUUAUUAUAUAAAAUUCUUGCUACCAAUAGAAUGUUAUUUAUAUGGGGGAUACAAUCUUCCCAGCUCUGAAGAUUUUGCUGCGAAGAGACAGAAUCAUUAGAUCAUUUGUUUUGGUACUGUCCAUUUGUAGCUUGUUUUUGGACACAGGUCCAGGAAUGGCUAAAGGAUUGCAAUAUUUACCUGGAGCUAACCCUGCAGAUAGCACUACUGGGUGAUAGUCAAUCGAUCAAUAAUAUUAUAAUACUUUUAGCAAAAUUUGCAAACAAUGAGAAUAGAAGGGUUGAGAACUUUUGUAAAACAUCACAGUACAGUUGAAAAAUAUAUGGCAAAUAGAAAUCCAAUAUGGAUGGUGUUAAGAGAUAGAUGGGAGGUGUUGAAUGGAGUUGAAGGAUGGGACUAAUAAAACAAGAUAAGUAAUGUAAAGCAUACUGUGUCCAUAAUAACUAUAUAGGUUAUAGGUUGAGAGCUUUUGUGAAAGAGCACAGUUAGAAAGAUAUGGCAUAUAGAAGCAAACCGGAUGUACAUCAUGAAAAUGAUCGGAGAGGUUGAGGGUAGAGGAAGUUCAGGAGUAAAAACAAACAAAAUAUAAUUAUCGUAGAAUUGACUGUGUCCAUAAAAUGUAUAUAGUAUGUGUAAGCUGGAAGUAGAAGCCUAAGCAUUGUUGUUCACUAGUUUACUCCAAUUAGGGAAGGGGUGGUGUGGUUGUUAAGUAGUAAAGGGAAAUAUAUUUUUAAAAAGGAUAUGUAUAUAUAUGUAUUUGUACAGUGAGGGAAAAAAGUAUUUGAUCCCCUGCUGAUUUUGUACGUUUGCCCACUGACAAAGACAUGAUCAGUCUGUAAUUUUAAUGGUAGGUUUAUUUGAACAGUGAGAGACAGAAUAACAACAACAAAAAUCCAGAAAAACGCAUGUCAAAAAUGUUAUAAAUUGAUUUGCAUUUUAAUGAGGGAAAUAAGUAUUUGACCCCCUCUCAAUCAGAAAGAUUUCUGGCUCCCAGGUGUCUUUUAUACAGGUAACGAGCUGAGAUUAGGGGCACACUCUUAAAGGGAGUGCUCCUAAUCUCAGCUUGUUACCUGUAUAAAAGACACCUGUCCACAGAAGCAAUCAAUCAAUCAGAUUCCAUACUCUCCACCAUGGCCAAGACCAAAGAGCUCUCCAGGGAUGUCAGGGACAAGAUUGUAGACCUACACAAGGCUGGAAUGGGCUACAAGACCAUCGCCAAGCAGUUUGGUGAGAAGGUGACAACAGUUGGUGCGCUUAUUCGUAAAUGGAAGAAACACAAAAUAACUGUCAAUCUCCCUCGGCCUGGGGCUCCAUGCAAGAUCUCACCUCGUGGAGUUGCAAUGAUCAUCAGAACGGUGAGGAAUCAGCCCAGAACUACACAGGAGGAUCUUGUCAAUGAUCUCAAGGCAGCUGGGACCAUAGUCACCAAGAAAACAAUUGGUAACACACGACGCCGUGAAGGACUGGAAUCCUGCAGCGCCCGCAAGGUCCCCCUGCUCAAGAAAGCACAUACACAGGGCCGUCUGAAAUUUGCCAAUGAACAUCUGAAUGAUUCAGAGGAGAACUGGGUGAAAGUGUUGUGGUCAGAUGAGACCAAAAUGGAGCUCUUUGGCAUCAACUCAACUCGCAGUGUUUGGAGGAGGAAUGCUGCCUAUGACCCCAAGCACACCAUCCCCACCGUCAAACAUGGAGGUGGAAACAUUAUGCUUUGGGGGUGUUUUUCUGCUAAGGGGACAGGACAACUUCACCGCAUCAAAGGGACGAUGGACGGGGCCAUGUACCGUCAAAUCUUGGGUGAGAACCUCCUUCCCUCAAGCCAGGGCAUUGAAAAUGGGUCGUGAAUGGGUAUUCCAGCAUGACAAUGACCCAAAAACACACGGCCAAGGCAACAAAGGAGUGGCUCAAGAAGAAGCACAUUAAGGUCCUGGAGUGGCCUAGCCAGUCUCCAGACCUUAAUCCCAUUAGAAAUGCCAUACCUUUGAACAUUUUUACUGCAAAUGACCUCUGUGAUUGCCAACAAGGGUUUUGCCAGCAAGUACUAAGUCAUGUUUUGCAGAGGGGUCAAAUACUUAUUUCCCUCAUUAAAAUGCAAAUCAAUUUAUAACAUUUUUGACAUGCGUUUUUCUGGAUUUUUUUGUUGUUAUUCUGUCUCUCACUUUUCAAAUAAACCUACCAUUAAAAUUAUAGACUGAUCAAGUCUUUGUCAGUGGGCAAAUGUACAAAAACAGCAGGGGAUCAAAUACUUUUUUCCCUCGCUGUGUGUGUGUGUGUGUAUGUAUGUAUGUAUGUAUGUAUGUAUGUAUGUAUAUAUAUAUAUGUGUGUGUGUGUGUGUAUAUAUAUGUGUGUGUGUGUGUGUAUAUAUAUAUAUAUAUAUAUAUGCGAGAGAGAAAAUACAUAUGGGGGAUUGGAAGUGAUGUAGACAAUUACAAGUUACAAUCUAUCUGCAAUAUUAAAGCUGAUCUACCCCCUAAUAACAAAAAUUAACAAAUUAAAUACGCCCUAUACAUUUCCCUGUAGCUACCUGCCCUUCUCUGUUUCACUAUUCCCUCUGUCCUUUUCCCUCCCUGUUGAUCUGGAACUUGAAUCUGAUAUUUCACUACCGUACGUCUCCCUUUUUAACCAUCUCCCUCUUUCUCUCCCUCUUUCCCCCGCCCUCCCUCUCUCCCAGGGUCUGUCAGUAGCAGGUCUAGGGUCAGGUCUGACCGAGGCAUUGGUGGUCAACCCAUUUGAAGUGGUCAAAGUCAGCCUGCAGGCCAACAGAGAUUCAUUCCAAGUGGUGAGAUUCAAAAGCACUGUUUAAUAGGAAUUACUACACUAAUAUCUCACUGUUGUCACUUAUGAUGGCCCGAAUCCUAACUUGAGAUCUGCAUGCUUAACUUGACCUUUACCAUUGAUGUUUACCUUGACAGUAACCAUUGACACCGAUGCAUGAUUUAUGCGAUCGUCAAGUUAAGGAUUCCGCCCUUAUAGUGGGUCUUUGCUAUUCUCAGUCAUUGGCCGUUUUGUUCUGCUCCAUACUGCAUGCAGCCUUCCAUGUUUUCUUAAGGACGUUUUCUUAACUAUUUAUUUUACUCACUUAAAGUAGAGCUAUUCUAUUCUCUGUCAUUUACAUUGUGCUCUUUUCUUCUCCUCCUGACCUCGCCUCUAUACAGCAGCCCUCCACGUUUGCCCAAGCACGGAACAUCAUCAACGCAGGCGGCUUUGGCCUGCGAGGGCUGAAUAAAGGGUUAACGUCGACCCUGGGGCGCCACGGCGUCUUUAACAUGAUCUACUUUGGAUUCUAUUUCAAUGUCAAGGACGCCAUUCCUGCCAGCCAGGUAUCAGGAGAUUAG